CCCGCUUCCGGGCCCGGUCGCCAUUUCCAGCGGUUGCAGGUUGUCACGGGUUGAAGUCCGCUGGGACAAUGAGCUAUGACUACCAUCAGAACUGGGGCCGCGAUGGCGGGCCCCGCAGCUCCGGCGGGGGUUAUGGAGGAAGCUACGGAGGGGGCCAUGGAGGAGGCCAUUCGGGGAACCGAGGCUCCGGAGGUGGCGGCGGUGGAGGAGGAGGGGGUGGUCGAGGCGGCCGAGGCCGACAUCCCGGGCACCUGAAAGGCCGCGAAAUCGGCUUGUGGUACGCGAGGAAACAAGGACAGAAGAACAAGGAGGCCGAGAGGCAGGAGAGAGCUGUAGUACAUAUGGAUGAACGUCGAGAAGAGCAGAUCGUGCAGCUGCUACAUUCUGUGCAAGCUAAGAGUGAUAAAGAUUCGGAAGCACAAAUAUCCUGGUUUGCUCCUGAAGAUCACGGAUAUGGUACUGAAGCUCCUGCUGAGAAUAAACCAAACUCAGUAAAGAAAAUUGAGGAUCAGGAAAAAAAAUUAAUAAAUCAAGAAAAAAGGCCAUUUAGAAUCAGGGACAAAUAUAUUGACCGUGAUUCUGAAUAUCUUUUGCAAGAAAAUGAACCAGAUGUAACUUUGGACCAACAGUUAUUGGAAGAUUUACAAAAGAAAAAAACUGACCUUCGGUAUAUUGAAAUGCAGCAUUUCAGGGAAAAGCUGCCUUCAUAUGGAAUGCAAAAGGAAUUAGUAAAUAUGAUCAACAACCAUCAGGUAACAGUAAUAAGUGGUGAAACUGGUUGUGGAAAAACCACUCAAGUUACUCAGUUCAUUUUGGAUAACUACAUUGAAAGAGGAAAAGGAUCUGCAUGCAGGAUAGUUUGUACUCAGCCGAGAAGAAUUAGUGCCAUUUCAGUUGCAGAACGAGUGGCUGCAGAAAGGGCAGAAUCUUGUGGCAAUGGUAAUAGUACGGGAUACCAGAUUCGUCUACAGAGUCGGUUGCCAAGGAAACAAGGUUCUAUCUUAUAUUGUACGACAGGAAUCAUUCUUCAGUGGCUUCAGUCAGACCCGCAUUUGUCCAGUGUUAGUCAUAUCGUGCUUGAUGAAAUCCAUGAGAGAAAUCUACAGUCGGAUGUUUUAAUGACUGUUAUUAAAGAUCUUCUCAGUUACCGACCUGACCUGAAAGUAAUACUGAUGAGUGCAACAUUGAAUGCUGAGAAAUUUUCAGAAUACUUCGGAAACUGUCCAAUGAUACACAUACCUGGUUUUACCUUUCCGGUUGUGGAGUAUCUUUUGGAAGAUAUAAUUGAGAAAAUAAGGUAUGUUCCAGAACAAAAAGAACACAGAUCCCAGUUUAAAAGGGGUUUCAUGCAAGGACAUGUAAAUAGACAAGACAAAGAAGAAAAAGAAGCAAUCUAUAAAGAACGCUGGCCAGGUUAUGUGAGAGAACUGCGGAAAAGGUAUUCUGCAAGCACUGUAGAUGUUAUGGAAAUGAUGGAUGAUGAUAAAGUUGAUCUGAAUUUGAUUGCUGCCCUUAUUCGAUAUAUUGUUUUGCAAGAAGAGGAUGGUGCAAUACUGGUCUUUCUACCAGGCUGGGACAAUAUCAGCACUUUACAUGAUCUCUUGAUGUCACAAGUGAUGUUUAAAUCAGAUAGAUUCCUUAUUAUACCUUUACAUUCACUGAUGCCUACAGUUAACCAGACACAGGUUUUUAAAAGAACCCCUCCUGGUGUUCGGAAAAUAGUCAUUGCUACCAAUAUUGCAGAGACCAGCAUUACCAUAGAUGAUGUAGUUUAUGUAAUAGACGGAGGAAAAAUAAAGGAGACACACUUUGACACACAGAACAACAUCAGUACAAUGUCUGCUGAGUGGGUUAGUAAAGCUAAUGCCAAGCAAAGGAAAGGUCGAGCUGGAAGAGUUCAACCUGGUCAUUGCUAUCAUCUGUAUAAUGGUCUUAGAGCCAGCCUUCUAGAUGACUAUCAGCUGCCGGAAAUUUUGAGAACACCUUUGGAAGAACUUUGUUUACAAAUAAAGAUUUUAAGGCUUGGUGGGAUUGCUUACUUUCUGAGUAGGCUAAUGGAUCCACCAUCAAAUGAAGCAGUGUCACUCUCCAUAAAUCAUCUGAUGGAACUGAAUGCUCUGGAUAAACAGGAAGAAUUGACACCUCUUGGAGUCCACUUAGCACGAUUACCAGUUGAGCCACACAUUGGGAAAAUGAUUCUUUUCGGAGCUCUGUUCUGUUGCUUAGACCCAGUACUCACCAUUGCUGCUAGUCUCAGCUUCAAAGACCCUUUUGUGAUUCCAUUGGGAAAAGAAAAAGUUGCAGAUGCAAGAAGAAAGGAAUUGGCAAAGGAUACUAAAAGUGACCACCUGACAGUCGUAAAUGCAUUUGAGGGCUGGGAAGAAGCUAGACAACGUGGUUUCAGAUAUGAAAAAGACUAUUGCUGGGAGUAUUUUCUGUCUUCAAACACACUGCAGAUGCUGCAUAACAUGAAAGGGCAGUUUGCUGAGCAUCUUCUUGGAGCUGGAUUUGUAAGCAGUAGAAAUCCUAAAGAUCCAAAAUCUAAUAUAAAUUCAGAUAAUGAGAAGAUAAUUAAAGCUGUCAUCUGUGCUGGUUUAUAUCCCAAAGUUGCUAAAAUCCGACUAAAUCUGGGUAAAAAAAGAAAAAUGGUAAAGGUUUACACAAAAACCGACGGACUAGUUGCUAUUCAUCCUAAAUCUGUUAAUGUGGAGCAAACGGAGUUUCACUACAACUGGCUUAUCUAUCACCUGAAGAUGAGAACAAGCAGUAUAUACUUGUAUGACUGCACAGAAGUCUCCCCAUACUGUCUCUUGUUCUUUGGAGGUGAUAUUUCCAUCCAGAAGGAUAACGAUCAGGAAACUAUUGCUGUUGACGAAUGGAUUAUCUUUCAGUCUCCAGCAAGAAUUGCCCAUCUUGUUAAGGAAUUAAGAAAGGAACUCGAUAUCCUUCUGCAAGAGAAGAUUGAAAGUCCCCACCCUGUAGACUGGAAGGACACUAAAUCCAGAGACUGUGCGGUACUCUCAGCCAUCAUAGACUUGAUCAAAACGCAGGAAAAAGCGACUCCCAGGAACUUGCCUCCACGCUUCCAGGAGGGAUACUACAGCUGACGGCUUUCCUGUGGUGGCCUGAAAACCCAGUUUGACGGCCAUUUUUCCAUCUUGGUUUGCCUUUUGGCUAGAUGCCAAACCCUGGGACAUGCAUUCUCAUGUGUAAGGUAGAAACUUUCAGUAGGUAGUAAAGACUUAAUGUGCAUGAGUUAACAGUGUUAUCUGUAGCUAUUAUAAAUAUGCCAUAAAAAACAAUACAUUCUCUGAUCAUAUACUCUAUAGUGGUCAUGUCCACAUUUUGAGAGUAUUUCUCAUAUAUUUUGAAUGUUGUACCAUUUGAGAAAUGCCUUUGUUCUGUUAUAAAAAAUUGAUCUUUCUACCCAUAAUGCCUGAGUAUAGAACCAGUAAAAAGAAUGGUUAGCCAAAAAGCAGUGUCAAAUCAGAAUUUGACCACAUCUACAUUUUUUAAUGAAACUUCUAUCAGAAGGAAAUUAAUUUGUUGUAAUAAAGCCCAGUAUUUAAUAAAAUGUACAGUGUGUAAAUCUCA
This is a messenger RNA of Camelus dromedarius (Arabian camel), 3594 nucleotides long. RefSeq names its product DEAH-box helicase 36 (gene DHX36). The record is from RefSeq and is a predicted model, not a curated record. Gene Ontology annotation, cellular component: cytoplasm; intracellular anatomical structure. Gene Ontology annotation, molecular function: G-quadruplex DNA binding; G-quadruplex RNA binding; RNA helicase activity. Bases 69 to 3107 code for a protein of 1012 amino acids. The transcript is spliced from 25 exons. NCBI's taxonomy places the organism in Eukaryota, Metazoa, Chordata, Mammalia, Artiodactyla, Camelidae.